Messenger RNA from Penicillium longicatenatum, 339 nucleotides. Its product is annotated as ubiquitin-related modifier 1. Lineage: Eukaryota; Fungi; Ascomycota; Eurotiomycetes; Eurotiales; Aspergillaceae. The coding region runs from base 1 to 339 and encodes 112 amino acids. The record is from RefSeq and is a predicted model, not a curated record. The transcript has 3 exons. Gene Ontology annotation, cellular component: nucleus; cytoplasm. Gene Ontology annotation, biological process: protein urmylation; tRNA thio-modification. Gene Ontology annotation, molecular function: protein tag activity.
AUGGCUAAUACCGCAAAUGGUGGCGUGGCCCCGAUCCCUAUCACUGUCGAAUUCACCGGCGGAUUAGAGAUUCUAUUUUCCAAUGAGCGCAAGCAUAAAGUCACAGUGCCUGGCCGCCUGGAUGAUGGUAGCCAACCAAACAUCUCAUAUUUACUUCGAUACUUGGUCGACAACCUGAUGAAAGACCAGAGGAAGGAACUAUUUAUUAUGGAGGACAAUGUUCGACCAGGAAUCCUUGUUUUGAUCAACGACGCCGACUGGGAACUGGAAGGCGAGGAAGCGUACGAAUUACAGCCAGGUGAUAAUAUUGUGUUUGUAUCGACGUUGCACGGAGGCUAG